Limanda limanda (common dab) is the source of this 7021-nucleotide messenger RNA. RefSeq names its product receptor-type tyrosine-protein phosphatase beta-like. Gene Ontology annotation, molecular function: protein tyrosine phosphatase activity; cadherin binding. Gene Ontology annotation, biological process: protein dephosphorylation; angiogenesis. The transcript is spliced from 32 exons. Lineage: Eukaryota; Metazoa; Chordata; Actinopteri; Pleuronectiformes; Pleuronectidae. The coding region runs from base 140 to 6658 and encodes 2172 amino acids. The record is from RefSeq and is a predicted model, not a curated record.
UGCCACAGACUCACAUGCCACAGACCCAGUAACCAGCAGAGCUUGGACGGAUGUGGUCAAUGUCACGGACUCGGAGGUGUCACGGACCCGGAGGUCGGUUACAGGUUUAUAUUCUGACGUUUCGACUUCAGUCACAGCAAUGUCUGCUACCGGUCUGACAGAGGUCACCACGGAGGUCACCACGGAGACGACCACGGAGACGACCACGGAGACGACCACGGACACGUCACUGAGUCCUUCAUGGAGAAACGUCCCCAAUCUAGGGACUGACGCACACACCUCCUUCACAGAUUUCACCUUCAACUAUGACGACACGACUGAAGCUCCAUCAAAACAACAAACUUCCACAUCAACCAUGGAGAUGCAUCCUCCAGCCAUGCCCACCUUCUCCCAGAAUGCACCUGGAGUAACGUUCAUGCUACAGACAGAAAGCUCAGCGAGCUCCGCCCCUCCAGGCAGGUCGGCUCUGCCCACAUCUCCAGCAACUGCGAGUAUCACAACCUCAGACCCAAUGGUCCCGCCCACGAGUCCGACAAACACACACAUAGCCACCGCCACAUCCGUCACUACGGACACCAUGACGACGACCAUCCAAACCAUGCGUGUCACCACGUCUGUCUCCACGGAAACCAUCCACACCACACCACCCACCAUCACUAGAGCCACUGCAAUAAUGACCACGAGUGUUCCAGUGACGUCAGAGCUCAGCUCAGCUCCAGCUACGGUUUCCCGCUGCUCAGUGAUCGUGAGUGAGGUCGGCUCUGGUUCUCACUGGGCGGAGCUGGCACUGACCACUGGGGGCGUGUCCUGUAACUUUAGCGUGGUUAACGGGGAGGAGUCCAGCGACUGCGAUGCCUUUGGAGAAAACGACUUCCUGUGUCGGGUUGAAGAUCUGAAACCUGGAACUUUGUACGAGUUAACGGUGAUUUCAAGGAAGGACGGCGAGAAGAGCAACAAGUCCGUACGUACAGAGCCCGUGGGUCCGGCUCGUCUGGAGGUCCAGCUCAACCCGGUCCACGCCGGUUCCGUGGGUCUGACGGUGUGGUGGUCUCGCUCUGCCGGUCAUGUGGACUGGUAUGAUGUGAGUCUGGAGGACAGCAGCUCUGGAUCCAGGACCAGGACCAGAAUCCUGGACUCUGCAGUCCCCCGGUCUGGGUUCAGCUCGCUGCUUCCUGGUUCUCUGUACUCGGUCAGCGUGGUGGCGACGUCCGGUAACAAGAGCGCUCUACCUGUCGUUACCACGGCAACUACAGCUCCCUCUUCUGUCCUCGGCCUCCAGGUGGCGUCGGCGUCCUCACGCAGCGUGGCGGUGUCGUGGCGCCCGGGUCCGGGCAGAACCGAGCGGUUUGUGGUUCUGCUGACGGACCAGGACGCGGUUCUGUUGAAGAACGUCACGCUAACGAACACCGUGACGUCUGCUGAGAUGGACGCUCUGCAGCCAGGGACCCACUACACCGUCACCGUGGUAACAGAGGCUGGCGGCCUGCAGAGCUCCGCCUCCAUACAGGCUGUCACAGUUCCUGCGGCGGUGACUCGUCUGACGAUCGACAACAACAGCAGCUGCGUCACGCUGCUCGCCUCCUGGCGCCCACCUGUAGGGGGCGUGGACUUCUACCUGCUCACCCUCUCCGCUCUGGGAUCCACGCUGCAGCAGCGCCACCUCCCGCCCGACGCCACCCGGGCGACGCUGGGCGGUCUGACGCCCGGACGCAGCUACCGGCUGUCAAUCCAGAGCACAGCCGGGGGGCGGAGCACGGAGACCGGGACCUCAGGGAGAACCGUCCCUCGCCCGGUGUCCUCUCUCUCCUUGUCCCCUCUGGGGGACGGCAGGUCACUGAGGCUCAGCUGGGCGCCGCCCGCAGGCGACUGGGAGAACUACAGCGUUCUGCUGUGGAACGACUCGGCGGUUCUGGUGAACACGACGUUGAAGAACCUGAGCGUUGACUUUGUCUUCUCCGGCCUCGGCCUGGUGCCCGGGCGCCGCUACAGGGCAGAGGUCACGGUUCAGAGUGGCGUGAUGGUUAAUACGGCGUUGUGUUAUGGACAGCUGGCUCCGGCUCCGGUGCAGCAGCUGCUCGUCCGUCACGUGGACCAAACGUCUCUGAGCGUCCGCUGGACUCCGCCCAUCGGGCAGUGGGAGGGCUUCACUGUGGUCGUCAGGGAAGCAGACUCCGCCUCCGAGGUGGCUCAGAGGCUCCUCCCCUGGGAUGCCACAGAGUUCAUCUUCAUCCUCCUGACGUCUGGACGCCGCUACACCGUCACCGUGACGACCACCAGCAGGAACCUGAGCAGCUCCGCCUCCGUGUCGGCUCGGACAGCUCCGGCGCAGGUCGGCGUGCUGAGGCUCUCUAACCUUGGAACCGUCGACAGCCUCCAGGCUCGUUGGGAGCGAGCGUUUGGCGAGCUGGACUCGUAUCGUCUGCUGCUCGUCCACGACAGCAGCGUCAUCAAGAACCAGAGCGUGGACGCCAACGCCACCGCCGUCACCUUCCACGCCCUCAGAGCCGGGGCGCUGUACCGCGUUGUGUUGACCACGGUCAGAGCUGGACACGCCUCCAGACAGACAGUGGCAGAGGGACGCACCGUCCCGGCCGCCGUGGGCGAGGUGACGGUCAGUAAUAAUGGUCGUACAGAUUUUCUCAGCGUGUCGUGGCGUCCGGCGUCCGGCGAGCUGGACAGUUACCUGGUGACCCUGAGGGACGGGGAGGAGCCUGUCCACACGCUGGCUGUGUCUCGGUCCAGUCCCGAGUGUGUCUUCAACUCGCUGGUGUCCGGACGACUCUACAACAUCUCCAUCAGCUCCCGCAGCGGCAACUUCCUCAACCACACCUCCGUCCAGGAGAGGACCCAGCCGUCGAAGGUCCAGAACCCGACGGCGAGCCACGCCGCCCGGGACGACUACCUGAGGGUCUACUGGCGCCAUGCGGCCGGAGACUUGGACCGGUACCAGGUGUUCAUCAAACACAACAACGUGUUCCUGCAGAACCAGACGGUGCUGAAGACGCAGAACGAGUGCGUGUUCCACCACCUGGUGCCGGGCCGGCUCUACACCGUGCUGGUGAACACCCGCAGCGGCAAAUACCAAACCAGCACCUCCACCCACGGGCGCACGUUUCCGGCGGGGGUGCGUUCCCUGGCGCUGGCGGCUCGGGGCAGCGAGGAGCUGAGGGUGCGCUGGUCGGCCGCUCCGGGCGACGUGGAUCACUACGAGGUGCAGCUGCUGUUUAACGACAUGAAGGUGUUCCCCCCCAUCACGCUCGGCAGCGGCGUGGGCGAGUGCGUCCUGUCCUCCCUCACCCCCGGACGUCUGUACAAGAUCCUGGUGUCCACCUUCAGUGGGCCCAACCAGAGAGCCCAGUUUAUAGAAGGCCGCACAGUCCCCAGCGCAGUGAAGAACCUCCGGGUCCGUCCCGCUGGGGACAGCAGCAGUCUGCAGGUGAGCUGGACGCCGGGCGAGGGCGACGUGGACACGUUCUCUGUGUUUCUGUUCAGAGACGGAAGACAGCUGGACGUCCGGUGUGUCCUCAAACACCAGAGCCAGGUGAGCUUCGGCUCGCUGCAGCCGGGACAGACGUACGACGUGACGGUGCAGUCGGUGAGCGGAGAGCUGGUCCACAACAUCACAGCCUCAGGACGCACAGUCCCCUCAGCAGUGACCGGGCUCCGGGUGGAGACCCUCCAGACCACCUGCAGCCUCCAGGUCAGCUGGCAGGAAGCUCUGGGCGUGGCGGACGGGUACAUCCUGCAGGUUCUGGACGACAGAGGCUUCCUGGUGUCCAACUCCUCUCCGGACGCCGGCUGCACCAGCUACAGGUUUCACAGCCUGAUCCCGGGAAAGAAGUACAGAGUCCUGGUCCAGACGACCAGCGGGGGGGUGCACAGUCCGGCGGUCGGUGCGGAGUCUCGGACACGUCCUGCAGCCGCCACAGACCUGUCCGUCAAGUCCAACACCACCAGCAGCCUGUCGUUCCUCUGGUCACCACCAGAGGGAGACUUUGAGCUCUAUGAGAUCCUCUUAUAUCAAAGGGACGAGUCCUUGCAGGAGAGACAACGAGUCCAGUCCAGCAGUCAGCAGUGCUCCUUUCAUGGUCUCAUACCCGGCGCCCCCUAUAGGGUGGUGGUCCUGACCCACAGCGGAGACCAGAGCAACCAGACCUCCAUCUGGGCCCGCACAGUCCCAGCAGCCGUUGUCUCUCUGACGUCCCGCAGUGGGAACCGGUCUGAUGUCCUUGUGGUCACCUGGACUCGUGGCGCCGGCGAGCUGAGCGGCCUCCUCUUGUCUCUCUUUGAUCCCAACGGCUCCCGGCGAGCUGAGCAGCAUCUGGGGUCAGAGGUCACCGAGUUCGUCUUCUCACAUCUGGUCCCGGGACGCCUGUACCGAGCCGAGGUCGUGAGUCUGAGCGGCGCCCUGAGCAACCGGGCGGCGGCCGCCGGCCGGACCGCACCAAGACCUCCCACUUCCUUCCUGUUUGGGGGGGUCACCAACACGUCGCUGGAGGUCACGUGGAGCGGGCCGGCCGGGUCUGACUACGACGACUUCGACCUGCGGUGGACCCCCGAGGACCAGCUGUCCGUCAUCAACCCGUACCUCAGCCGCACCUCCGGCAGCCGCCUGCUGAGGAGCAUGUUCCCCGGACGCCUCUACACCUUCAGCCUCCGCACCGUCAGCGGCGCCACGGUGCCCGGGGCCACGCCCACCCUCAGCACACCCAUCCAAUACAGCAUCCGAACCAAACCAGAGCGAGUCGCCAGCCUCCACUGUCGCCCUCAGAGCUCCACCUCCAUCUCCUGCUCCUGGGCGCCUCCGGUGGCCGACUAUGACUCCUACACGGUGGAGUGUCUGCGUCAUGACUCCCAGAAGCUGGUCUACUCCAGGCGCACAGGGAGGAACUCCACCAGCUACGUCAUCUCCCAGCUGGAGCCACACAAACGCUACAGCGUCUCCGUGAAGGUGAUCUCCGACGCCACGACCAGCGAGGAGGCCGAGGACAGCGUGGUCACCAUGAUCGACAGUCCCCCGGCCCCCCCGCUCGGUGUCCGGGUCAGCGUUAGGUCGGCGGUGGUCACCAGGUCGUCCAUCGUCUUCACCUUCAACUGCAGCUGGUUCAGUGACGUGAACGGAGCCAUCAGGUUCUUCACCGUGCUGGUGACGGAGUCCGGAGGUUGUGAGGACGUGCAGCCCCAGCAGCAGCACCCUCUGCCCUCCUACCUGGACUACAGCUCCAACAGCUCCAUCAAGUCCUACCAGACCAGCUACUUCCCCAGCCGCUGCAGCCAGGGCCCGGACCAGAACCACAGCCUGCAGAUCAGUUUGGGGAAUGGCACGGACUCGCUGGGGGGGGCCUGUGACCCAGAGGCCAGCAGAAACCUGGUCCACUUCUGUGAUGGACCCCUGAAACCUCAGACCUCCUACAGACUCAGUGUUCGAGCUUUCACUCAUCUGUUCGACGACGAGAAGAGCGACUCCAGCGUCUCGGCUCCUCUGUUCGCCGACACCUACCUGUCGCUGCCCGUGGUCACGGAGGCAGAACCUCUGAGCGGCGUCCUCCAGGGCGUCGGCACCGGACUGGUCCUCUUCGUCCUGAUGGGCGGAGUCACCGCUCUGCUCGCCUGCAGAUACAAGUCUCACAAAGUAGUGGAGGAGAGAGCGGUCGUCAGAGAGAGAGAGAUGACAGGAGUUCAUCUGGGGGUCAGAGGCCACCGUCGCAGUUCAAGUCCCAUCAAGGUCACAAACUUUGAGUGUCACUACCACAAACUUCUGGCCGACUCCCACUACCUCCUGUCAGAGGAGUAUGAGGACCUGAAGGACGUCGGUCGUAAUCAACUGAUGGACUCUGCCCUGCUGCCGGAGAACCGUGGGAAGAACCGAUACAACAACAUCCUGCCCUACGAUUCAACGAGGGUCAAACUGUCCUACGUGGAUGAUGACCCCUGCUCCGACUACAUCAACGCCAGCUACAUCCCGGGUUACAACUUCCGUCGGGAGUACGUGGCCACUCAGGGGCCGCUGCCCGGGACCAAGGAUGAUUUCUGGAAGAUGGUUUGGGAGCAGAACGUCCACAACGUGGUGAUGGUCACUCAGUGUGUAGAGAAAGGACGGGUGAAGUGUGAUCACUACUGGCCUUUUGACCAGGAUCCUCUGUACUAUGGAGAUCUGAUCGUGCAGAUGUUGUCAGAGUCUGUUCUGCCUGAGUGGACCAUCAGAGAGUUCAACAUCUGCAGCGAGGAUCAGCUGAGCGUCACUCGUCUGCUCCGUCAGUUCCACUUCACAGUUUGGCCGGAUCAUGGAGUUCCAGAAACCACUCAGUCCCUGGUGCAGUUCGUCAGGACCGUCAGAGACUACGUCAGCAGGACUGGAUCUGGAUCAGGACCCACUGUGGUCCACUGCAGUGCUGGUGUGGGUCGCACAGGGACCUUCAUGGUUCUGGAUCGAGUGCUGCAGCAGCUCGACACCAGGGACACGCUCGAUAUCUACGGCUCUGUAUUUGACCUGAGACUCCAUCGAUCCCACAUGGUGCAGACUGAGUGUCAGUACUCUUACCUGCACCAGUGCGUACGAGACGUCCUGAGAGCCAGGAAGCUUCGCAGUGAGCAGGAGAAACUUUUCUGUCCCAUCUACGAAAACUACAGCAGAGAGACGCUGAACUCCAGACGUUGAAGAUUUAAAGACGACAGAUGUGAAGCUUCAGGGAAACACGACGAUUCUAUUUUUAUAUCCCUCUUUAUAUUAUAAUGAUAAUUUAGGAGCUGUAUAUGUUUCUGUGAACACAUCUGUCUGUGUAGAUUAUUAUAUGAUGUUUGAUUAUCAGUCUUUAUCAGUCUUGUGUUAAAAUGAUCGUCUUCUACUGCCCCCAUGUGGCUGUAAGAUGUCAGAGCAGCCUCCUCUCAGUUGAACCUGAGCCACAUAUUUUACACAUGAAAUUAUUCUGUCAUCACGUUUAUCACAGAUGUGAUUCUACAUGAAGUUGACUGGAUGUAUUUUUAUACAUGUGUAAUCACUUCAUUAAACCACAGACUCUGA